This is a messenger RNA of Exserohilum turcica Et28A, 1434 nucleotides long. RefSeq lists its product as uncharacterized. Lineage: Eukaryota; Fungi; Ascomycota; Dothideomycetes; Pleosporales; Pleosporaceae. Gene Ontology annotation, biological process: transmembrane transport. The transcript has 2 exons. The record is from RefSeq and is a predicted model, not a curated record. Gene Ontology annotation, molecular function: transmembrane transporter activity. The coding region runs from base 1 to 1434 and encodes 477 amino acids. Gene Ontology annotation, cellular component: membrane.
AUGGCUUCGGCAAGGGAUGUCGAGAAAGAUGGCAAUGUCACCGAUAAAUACACGGCAUUCGAAGACCCAGAUUCGCCUGCCGAGCGUGCCCUAAUCCUCAAGCAAGACCUGCGCAUCAUCCCCCUCUCCGCAGGCAUCUACCUGCUGUGUUUCCUGGACCGGUCCAACAUCGGGAAUGCGAAGACGCUCAACGCAAAUGAGGGCCAAUCGCUGCUGCAGCAAACACACAUGAGCAACUACGACUUCACCACCGCGCUCAUGGUGUUCCUCGUCGCGUACGCCGUGUUUGAAGUCCCCAGCAACUAUUUCCUCAAGAAGCUCAAGCCCAGCCGCUGGAUCGCGUUCCUCAUGUUUGCCUGGGGCGCAUGCACGAUUGGGCUGGGGGGCGCGCAGAACUACGCUACGGUGACGGCGGUGCGGUUUCUGCUCGGCAUGUUUGAAGCGGGCUUGUUCCCAGGCCUCGUGUAUUACCUCACCUUUUGGUAUCGCGCGCGCGAACGCAGCAUCCGCGUGGCUAUCAUCCUGGCGAGUGCCACGCUGGCGGGGGCGUUUGGCGGCGCCAUUGCCUACGGCGUUGGGCAUAUGAAGAUGGUGCAGGGCCUUGCGGCGUGGCGGUGGCUGUUCAUUCUCGAGGGCAUCCCCUCGUGUGUCUCGUCCGUCGCCGUGUGGUUCUUCCUCCCAGACUAUCCUGAACAGGCGUCGUGGCUGUCGACGGCCGAACGCGAGUUGGCGGUUGCGCGGUUGGAACACGAGGGGUCCAAAGGGGAUGCGCCGUCGCUGUCGUGGGAGACGGCAAAGGCGACGCUGCUCGACGCAAGGCUGUGGGUGCAUUAUGUCAUUUACUUUGGUAUUUCGGCGCCUUUCAGCUCGCUGUCGCUGUUCACGCCUACCAUCACGGCGGGUCUGGGCUACGAGAAUCUGCAGGCCCAGCUGAUGACGGUUCCGCCGUACGUGGUGGCAUACGUGGUAUCCAUCCUGACUGCUUGGUCGUCGGACUAUUUCAACGCUCGAGCGUUGCAUUCUGCCGUCUUGUCCACCAUUGGCGCAAUCGGCUUCCUUGCUUCGGCUCUUCUUCCUGCAGACGCUUACCACGCGCGGUAUGGGUGUUUGAUUGUGGCGGCUAGCGGUGCAUUUUCUUGCAUUCCACCGCUACUCGGCUGGCUGAGCAGCAACAUGCACAGUACUGCUGCCGCCGGACUAGCUAUCGCCCUGAAUGUCUCUUGGGGUGCCCCCGGCCAAAUCGUAGGUGUGUGGAUCUACAAGGCAAACGAAAAGAAAAAGGGGUAUCCGACGGGCCAUUGGACAAACUUUGCAAUGCUCAUCAUGGUUGCUGUCGGAUGUGUUGGACUGCGCUUUUACUACCAAUGGCGAAACAAGAAGUUGCAGCGAUUGGGUCCAGACGAAACAGGCAUCAUAAAAGAGUUUAGCUACUGA